Molecule: messenger RNA, 873 nt
Organism: Nerophis lumbriciformis (worm pipefish)
Lineage: Eukaryota; Metazoa; Chordata; Actinopteri; Syngnathiformes; Syngnathidae
Source: RefSeq, a predicted model, not a curated record
AUGAUACAGCUACUUAACUCAAGGGCUCCAUCGCCGACCAAGCGAAAGGAAGAGGAGAAAACUAAAGACCGAGCCAAGGAAAAAUCCGCUAAGGAUGGCGAAAAAGACCGAGGGCGGGAGAAAGCCAGGAAACGCCGCAGCGCGUCCACUGGAAGCAGCAGCAGCAGGUCCCGAUCGAGCUCCUCUUCCAGCAGCAGCUCCGGUUCCAGCUCGGGCUCGUCCAGCGGCUCCAGUUCCUCCGGAAGCAGCCACUCGGGUUCCUCCAGCUCCAGAUCGUCGUCCUCCUCCAGCUCCUCGGGCUCGCCCAGCCCCAGCCGUCGGCGCCACGACAACCGCCGACGCUCACGCUCGGCGUCCAAAACGCAGAAGAGGGGAGAUGAUAAGGAUAAGGAUAAAGAGAGGAGGAAGCGAACACCCAGCCCCAAACCAACCAAGGUUCACUUAGGGAGACUGACCAGAAAUGUCACCAAGGAUCACAUCCAAGAGAUUUUUGCCACAUACGGCAAAAUCAAGUCGGUGGAGAUGCCAAUGGAGCGGCAGGUGCCGCACAUGUCCAAGUGCUUCGCCUACGUGGAGUACGAGAGCCCCGAGGAGGCCCAGAAGGCCCUUAAAUACAUGGAUGGAGGUCAGAUUGACGGACAGGAGAUCACGGCAUCCGCCGUGCUGCCCCAGAGGGUGCGUCCUCCUCCUCGUCGCCUGUCACCCCCUCGCCGAAUGCCCCCUCCGCCGCCUAUGUGGCGACGCAGUCCGCCGCGCAUGAGGAGAAGGUCCCGCUCCCCAAGGAGACGUUCCCCAGUACGCCGUCGUUCCCGUUCAAGAUCUACCGGUCGCAGACGUCACCGUUCUCGGUCCAGUUCCAACUCGUCCAGAUAA